CCUCCUCGGUGAGGACCCACAAAAUUCUACCAGGGUUGAACAACGGUACGGUGGAAAUUCUGCGAUGUGAGCAAACGAGGUAUGGAGACCUAGAACUGCAUAUAAGGGUCAUCGACCGUCUCACUGUGACCUCUCAGCACCCCAGUACAGGACGAAAGCAUAUCCUCUCAUCUCCGUACUUGAACGCAGAAUGGUCUCCUCUCCAUCUGUUGCCCCGUCCGCCCCGGAGACGUGGGCCACCCCUCUCUCUUCGCCUGACGCUACGCCGGUCAGCAAACCAUACGCAGCUGUUUGGCAGCGCAUGAAUGGGUCUCCGAUCAAUACGUCGCUCUCGACUUCCGACCAGAGUUCACCUUCUCAUGUCCCUCGACCAGCAGAAGAGCCGCCACGCAUGUCUAUCAGCAGUCCCGUGGCACAGGGCCACCCCUCGACAGCUGCCGCUAGCCAGGGUUUCCUGGACUCUGCUGCUCUCUUCGAGUCUCUACAAGAAUUGAAGCUGCCAGAGUCUCCAUUUCGCUCACGUUUCCGACGUUUGAGCGGCGCAUCACUGUCAGGCAGUCUCUUCAGAUGUUCUAGAAGCGAUCCAAACUUGGCGAGUCGGUACAAGAAGGCAGGCGACUCACAGGAGACUCUUCGACCGACGAUCAAUUCAGCACUACCCCUAUGCGCCGCUUCACCCCUCGUCUGCGUCUUCGGCGAUGACGGUGAGGAGGUGCCGGAGCUAAGCAAGGAGGAGGCAGAUAGGGGCACUGCACGCGGAUUGAGCCGGACAAAAGCAAAGGGGCUCUCUCGCAGCAUCAGCAACCUUUUUCGUCGCUCAGCCCUCGACGGCGAGAAAGUCAAGAGCACUCCGACAUCGGCCCCACAUGGUGCAGCGCUGGAGGCAAAGCCACUGCUGAUCCUUGAGCAGCCAGGGACUGACUCUCCUUCGGUAACCCCAUCAUGCUUCAGCUGGGAGAGCAAGGAAGAGCCUGCGAGCGACACCGCAUCUCCGCGCUCGGCUACGUUGACCUUAAAAAGGCUGGCUACCUUUCUGAGAAAGACUCAUGCCCAAGGGGGACAGAGUGUGCUACCUGUCGGUGCCGGCAAUGACCAGCACAGCGGUUCGCGCACCCAGAUUUCCACACCGCCUAUCCCCGCACCAUAUACCCUCGACAAGUACGCCUUCGACGCCAUACUGCUCUGCAAUCGGCCUUCGUGCGAAAUCGUCGACGCCGCUCCGCUCCCUACGCAAACAUCGUCACAGAGCGGCACUAGGCGAAGAAUGAACUCCCUGAUCAGUAAGGUCUCUAUCCCUCGAUCGCCUCGCAAGAGCAAAACGAAUCUACCUGAGGUGACGGAGCCCUUCUCCCCCUCGUACUCGCUUGCCUCAGGGACGCCGUUGAGUCCAUCGAAAGAACUCACUUUGACUCAAGUCACCUCACCAGAGCAGGUCGACAAGCAGGAUGAUCUGGUACCCCCGAGGCUACUGCGGGACGAGCGUUCCGUAUGGUCGGAUUCUUCCGUCGGCCACUAUCUAUCCGCACCCAAUAUGAAAGACGAAUCGCCUUCGGCCACCCAGGACCAAAUCCAAGAGAUGCAGCCCAGCAGAAGAAGCUCCGGUAUUUUGGGUGAGGAAGGUAGCUACACGACAGGAGGGUUCGAGUCGUCUGAUAUCUCGACAGCAUCUUCAGCUCCGCUCGAGUCUCCUGUCGCAGAUAGGGCCAUCUUUUGCGGACCUGCUCGCGAAGUUUCCGAUGCCAGCAGCUACGAUGACGACUCCGAGGAAGUAGGCAAACACGCCGCUUCUGUACCUCUACAAGCAACGGAGGGCGAGGAAACCAUCAUCGAGGUGCUGGACAGCAACAGCUACCUCACCACCGACCAAACGCACUUCGAAGACUGCGCUACGGACCCCUUCGUCGAGGCUGAUGACGAGGACCAAGAGCCGGACAUUCACUUUACUGCAGAUAGUGAUGAGAUCACGCCUGCCACUCAUAUCUUCGAAAGCUCGGGAUCCUCCACCGCAUCCGGAAGGUCUGGUGGUAAUCAUUUCUAUGACGUCUCCUUUGCCUCAACGGCACCAUCUUCACGCAGCCACGGCAGUCAACAAGCCCUCUCCUCAGCAGCAGAGUAUCAAUACCGUGCUCUGCCAAGCGUGCCGAUUGCUAUAGCUACUGAGGUCGGAAUGAAGUCUCCGGUGAUGCGACAUCAUACCUCCCUUCGCGACCUCCGUGGUCAGACCAUCGGCCUCCCAGCAGCGGAGCGUAUCAACUAUCUAGCGCCAAAGUGUCCCUGCUGUGCUGGUACUGGGCGAGAAGGGUCUGAUAAUGGACGAGCAACGCCAUUCUGCAUGCACCUUCCCCUGAUAUUGCCCACCUCUCCUCGUCAAACAGGUCCGUCCUCACCGAGCUGCACAGAAGGUGGCCUACGCAGGCCUCCCACUCCUUCGGGAAUCGUAGUGGCAAUGCCCACAAGCAAAGCGCCUCUGCGAAAACGCAGGGCAAGCUUCGCUAUACGCAGAUCAGCUCUGAGCUGCGAAGAAGGCGGUGUGCUCUGCACCUGCCCCGGCAGUUGUAAGGGGACAUCGAUUGAUGCUGGAAUGAGCAGGUCAGCGAGCAGCUUUGGCCCCGCGAGGAAUGCGGGAAGAGCCCCGAAGCCAGUUUCGAUUGCUCGACCUAUGACCGCAGGCGCUACUCCCUAUGCGAUGUUCUAAUUCCUCGGCCGCUGACCCGAGCCGGUUGCAGCCCUUUAUCAAGCUCACGUUCACCGAUCUGU
Messenger RNA from Microstroma glucosiphilum, 2757 nucleotides. RefSeq lists its product as hypothetical. The record is from RefSeq and is a predicted model, not a curated record. The transcript has a single exon. Bases 191 to 2695 code for a protein of 834 amino acids. Lineage: Eukaryota; Fungi; Basidiomycota; Exobasidiomycetes; Microstromatales; Microstromataceae.